Messenger RNA from Mucor mucedo, 822 nucleotides. RefSeq lists its product as uncharacterized. Bases 1 to 822 code for a protein of 273 amino acids. The record is from RefSeq and is a predicted model, not a curated record. The transcript is spliced from 7 exons. Lineage: Eukaryota; Fungi; Mucoromycota; Mucoromycetes; Mucorales; Mucoraceae.
AUGAAUAACAGCUUGAGAAUCUCAAGCUGUUAUUCAUGUAAUGAUAGUAGACAACCCAGCAGUGUUCAGAAUCUAAUCUCGAACCAGGUUCAUGUUAAAACGUCUAAAAUGUUCAUAAUAUAUGGAGUUUGUAAAUUUACUGCCAAUAACAAUGUCCGAAAUAUAAAAUGUGUCCCCGAAAAGUGCGUAUUCUGGACUGGUCGAGAAUACGAGUCUGUUCUUGAAAAUACAUCUUCCAAAAUAAAACCAAGUCAUAAUGCUACGAUAGGUCAAAGCUCUAAGAAGAAAUCGAUUAUUACCGUUAAAGAUCUUAUGUUUUGUACGACCUUAUGGCUCGUGAGGUGGUUAGCUGUAUUUUCUGAUAUAUUCAAAUUGACGUCGAUACGAACUAAACACUUGACAGCAUUAAUACGAUUUAGAGAAAAACGAAUAGAAACUGUAAAGGCAAAGGAGGUGCACUUAUUUCCAUAUACCUAUGGCUCAGGUCCUAUGAGACUCUUCGCUCGAUACACGUUACACAGCAUUGUUUUAUUGAUAGAGGUAAAUUGUGGAACAACUAAUUCCCACCAGUGUGAUUAUAUGGAAUCAUGUCCUUAUUGGAUCAUCUCCGAUAGUUCUACUCUAGCCAACCCAAACUACAUGGGAUCAUUACAUCCGAGUAUUAUCUGGAUGAAUCUACCCACGACCGUCAUCAGCCCAUCUGUGGUCAAUGUCAGAAAUAAUGUGUAUGUCACGGACGGAACAGGAACAAGACACAGAAACUACUUGGCGACACGAGGGGGGCGAUUGAUUAACAAGGGACUUUACGGAACAGAUACAUGA